AUGAAUGAUCAUCCGCCUCGCCUCGUCUCGCCUCCCCGUGCCUCCACAGAUCAUGUCUGUACCUUACAUAAGUUGCUGCACUUGGCCCUGCGCAGUAAGGUCAGGCCUCCCAAAAUGGAGAUGGAUGGACAUGGGAAUGGCCGACGGAUUCUCCCACUCUACAGUUAUCCCGCACAAGGCCCUGCCAAGGUCAGACGCGAGAACCAGCCCCAGUAUCCACUGACCGAGACUCUGAGACUUUGCACCGCGGAUGCUGGAAAGCCUGAACCACCACGACCACCUCGCAGAUAG
This is a messenger RNA of Colletotrichum paranaense, 291 nucleotides long. RefSeq lists its product as uncharacterized. The record is from RefSeq and is a predicted model, not a curated record. NCBI's taxonomy places the organism in Eukaryota, Fungi, Ascomycota, Sordariomycetes, Glomerellales, Glomerellaceae. The transcript has a single exon. Bases 1 to 291 code for a protein of 96 amino acids.